This is a messenger RNA of Uloborus diversus, 2626 nucleotides long. RefSeq names its product probable ATP-dependent RNA helicase DDX23. Gene Ontology annotation, cellular component: catalytic step 2 spliceosome. The record is from RefSeq and is a predicted model, not a curated record. Bases 159 to 2510 code for a protein of 783 amino acids. Gene Ontology annotation, biological process: mRNA splicing, via spliceosome. The transcript has 18 exons. NCBI's taxonomy places the organism in Eukaryota, Metazoa, Arthropoda, Arachnida, Araneae, Uloboridae. Gene Ontology annotation, molecular function: ATP binding; RNA binding; RNA helicase activity.
UGCAGUGAAUGUAAUGUAAUGUAACAACAAGCUGGCUUUCAGUUCGCAAAAAGUAGUGUUUUGUUUCUUUUUCGAAUGAAAAGUUUUGCAUAAAUAAUUCACGCGUGAUGUGAUUUUUAUGAUUGUCUAAAGAACGAAAUACAUUCAAAUUCUAGAAGAUGGAUUAUGUAAAAAAUCAUAAUUCUGAUAGAAGUGCUGAGAAAUCCAGGACAGAGAAAAGAAGGAGAUCGAAGUCACGCAGCCCUCGUAGACAUAAACGCUCACACAGCAAAAGGGAGAGAAGGUCAAGAUCUAAGAGUAGAGAAAGGCUUCGCCAUGAUGAUAGAGAUCGUGGCAGAGAGAAAGAUAAAAACAGAUCCAAAGAUAAAACAAAAGACAAAGAUAGAUCAAAACACAAAUUAAAAGAAAAGGAUAGAAAUAGUCUCAAAGAUGAAGAAGAUGAAAAAAAAGAUAAAAUUAAAAAAGAACCCCUUUCUCUUGAGGAAUUGAUGGCUAAAAAGCAAGCAGAAGAAAUGGCUAGAAGCAAACCUGUUUUUCUAACCAAAGAACAAAGAGCUGCUGAAGCUGUGAAAAGGAGGCAUCAAGAAGUUGAAGAGCAACGUAAAAGAAUGGACGAGGAGCGGAAAAUAAGGAUGAAAUUUAUGGAUGAAGCUAAACGAUCAACUGAAAAUGAUAAAGAAAGAGAAAGAAGAGAGCGGAGAGAAAAACGAGAGGCUGAAGAGGCCGCAGCUGCUGCUACUGAAACAGAUCGUGACAAAGUCAGGGAAAUUAAAGACAAAGAAAAAGAGCUGGAAGCCAUUCGGGAAAGAUACUUAGGUCUUAUGAAAAAGAAAAGGCGUGUGCGACGAUUGAAUGAUCGAAAGUUUGUAUUUGAUUGGGAUGCUUCAGAAGAUACUGCUGUGGAUUAUAAUCCUAUAUACAAAGAAAGGCAUACAGUGCAGUUUUUUGGAAGGGGACAUGUUGCAGGGAUUGAUUUAAAGAGUCAAAAGAAAGAACAAUCUAAGUUUUAUGGUGAACUUCUAGAAAUGCGAAGGACUGUUGCAGAAAAGGAACAAGAAAUCAUUCGUCUGAAAAAGAUAAAGAGAAAAGAAGACAAACAAAAAUGGGACGAUCGACAUUGGUCGCAAAAGUCUCAGGAUGAAAUGACAGAAAGAGAUUGGCGUAUAUUCCGAGAAGACUUCAAUAUUGCUAUCAAAGGUGGGCGAAUUCCAAAUCCGAUUCGCCACUGGAAGGAGUCUGGGCUAACAAAAUCUAUAUUAGAUAUUAUAGAACAACUCGGUUAUAAGGAACCUACUCCAAUUCAGAGGCAAGCAAUUCCUAUUGGCUUACAAAAUCGGGAUAUCAUUGGUGUGGCUGAAACUGGUAGUGGUAAAACCCUUGCUUUCUUGAUUCCUCUCCUUGUUUGGAUUACAUCCUUGCCGAAAAUUGUAAGAAAUGAAGAUAUAGAUCAGGGACCUUAUGCUAUAAUCAUGGCUCCCACACGUGAGUUGGCUCAGCAGAUUGAAGAAGAGACCAUCAAGUUUGCAAAAACUUUAGAGAUUAGAACUGUUGCAGUUAUAGGCGGUUUGUCAAGAGAAGAACAAGGUUUUCGUUUGCGCUUGGGGUGUGAAAUUGUUAUUGCAACUCCUGGUCGAUUGAUUGAUGUUUUGGAAAAUAGAUAUUUAGUUCUAAACAGGUGUACUUAUAUUGUACUUGAUGAGGCUGACAGAAUGAUUGAUAUGGGUUUUGAACCUGAUGUUCAGAAAAUUUUAGAAUAUAUGCCUGUGACUAAUCAGAAACCUGAUACUGAUGAAGCUGAAGAUGAAAAAAUAUUAUUGGCCAAUUUUAAUUCUAAAAAUAAAUACCGGCAGACUGUGAUGUUUACUGCUACUAUGCCUCCAGCUGUUGAAAGGCUAGCCCGAUCUUACCUUCGAAGACCUUCAAUUGUAUACAUUGGUUCUGCUGGAAAGCCUGUUGAAAGGGUUGAACAAAUAGUCUACAUGGUUGCAGAAAGUGUUAAACGGAAGAAGCUUUUGGAAAUUCUUGAAGAAGGUGUUGAACCUCCUGUCAUAAUAUUUGUUAACCAGAAAAAAGGUGCAGAUGUGUUGGCUAAAGGUCUUGAAAAAAUGGGCUUCAAUUCUUGCACUCUUCAUGGUGGUAAAGGUCAAGAACAAAGAGAAUAUGCUUUAGCUAGCUUGAAAGGUGGCUCUAAGGAUAUCUUAGUAGCCACGGAUGUAGCUGGCAGAGGUAUUGAUAUCCAAAAUGUAUCUAUGGUCAUUAAUUAUGAUAUGGCCAAAACUAUUGAAGAUUACACCCAUAGGAUUGGUCGUACAGGUCGAGCUGGUAAACAUGGAAUUGCUGUCACUUUCAUAACUAAAGAAGAUUCCCAUCUCUUUUAUGACUUAAAACAACUCAUAAUGACUAGUCCCAUAUCCACUUGCCCACCAGAACUCGCUAAUCACCCUGAUUCUCAGCACAAGCCAGGAACAGUGAUAACAAAAAAGAGAAGGGAGGAAAAAAUCUUUGCAUAACUUCAACAAAUGGUGUUGUACUAAUAGGGAUAGUGAUGAUGUUACAUAAAGUUGGAACCUUUUUUGUAUGCAUUGAAAUUUGUACAAAGUAUACGCAUUUUAAAAUAAAAUUACUC